Molecule: messenger RNA, 402 nt
Organism: Truncatella angustata
Lineage: Eukaryota; Fungi; Ascomycota; Sordariomycetes; Amphisphaeriales; Sporocadaceae
Exons: 2
Coding region: 170-379 (69 amino acids)
Source: RefSeq, a predicted model, not a curated record
CGGCGGCGUUACGAUAAAGUCUCAUUAUCUGCCACGAUAGCAUGUUUCCUGGAAUGGCAAGAGAGGCUGCUUACCAGGGUGCAGAGGUCAUGUUGCGUACAGCAGGUUACACUCCGCCAACCAAGCAAUCGGGGAACUUACGAACAGGACAAAUGCAUUCACAAAUCUCAUGUAUACUGUGAGUGUGGGGUUAGCCGGUACCGACGGCACAUUUAAAAGCAUGGGAAAUGCCAUAUUUUGCGGACCCGAAGGAGAUGUUCUUGUGCAAGGCAAUAAUUCUCCAGAUGAGAUUUUCGCAUGUGAGGUUCAGGUGGAUGAAGUGCGCAGACGUAGAAGACAUUGGGGCGUUGAGAACAGUCUGUAUCAAUUCGGCCAUUGAUGAUAUGUUGCAGUAAAGGGAGG